Molecule: messenger RNA, 1667 nt
Organism: Aureobasidium pullulans EXF-150
Lineage: Eukaryota; Fungi; Ascomycota; Dothideomycetes; Dothideales; Saccotheciaceae
Exons: 4
Coding region: 151-1395 (414 amino acids)
Source: RefSeq, a predicted model, not a curated record
GAUGACCCCACCUUCCCGGAACGAAUGACGGAGGUUGCGGGCAAACCAACCUUGAUGACACUUGAACAACCAAACAAACCACCAACUGGAAAAGAUACCGUAGAGGAUUCAGGAGCGUCUUAUGAGACGCCCGUCUGAACACAUGACCCAAUGGUUGUCUUUGUCGACUUGGACGACCCUGAUGAGGCCGAGCAGCAACACCAUCAUGGUAGACCCUUCGACAUGCGCGACUUGAUGAGUGUGCAUACACUUUCGUCGUACCAUAACCCCGAAAACCAGGAACAAGAAGAGGAGGAAGCAGAAGAGGAUGAUGACGAGGAUCGCGAAUAUCCUAAUCUAAAUGCUCUUUCUGCAGUACUAGGAAACUAUCCGAUUAUCUCAGAAAUCGCAAAACACCUAGAUCUAAACUCGUUACACGACCUUUCCCGCACAUGUCGCCAGUUUCGCGCCAACUUACUUCAACACCGUAGACAGUUAAUACCACAAACCCUGCGAUGCUCUUCGGAUGCAGAAGAAGGUGGAUUGGGAUAUACAUUUCAAGAAAAGGAUGAGCAUUGGAGCAACACACAAGGACCCAAUGGACUUAGGAUACCCAGAAUGACCAGUGGAAGGGUGGGUGCUUGUGCCAGGGAUAUGGUUGGAGAGUGUAGGAGAUGUGGGAUUGUGGUGUGUAGGAAUUGCACCAUGAAAGCUCCAUCAACAAAUGCUCUCAAACAACGGCAUCGACGACUGUGUCAUACAUGUCAAAAAGCACCAUUAGAUGCACAUACAAAGAUCUACCCAUCUCAAGACCACCACUCCGACAACUCAUCCACUGACUCACCUUCCAGACCACUCUACCGCUCCCCCUGCACCUGCGCAACCCAAACCUGGCUCUGCACCCCCUGCUCCACAACCCUCCGCACAUCAGACACCUCCCACACACGCGCCUGGACCUGGCGCUCCCGCUACAAUCUCGACACCCUCUCCGGCCUCUCUACAGGAAUCGGCCACGGCCUCGAAGGCGUCCAAUGCGGCAGAGGCCCCUCUUGCCUCUCCUCGCGCACCGUCUACACGGAAAUAGAAUCCGAUGCUGCAUCAACACCUUUUUCCGCUAGAACAUCGGCGGGUUACUUUUUACAGGAGAUCGAGGGUAUUGGGGGUGUGGUUAAGAAAAAGGUGAAGAGGAGGAUGCAGGUGGGCGAUGUGGUGGGUGAGUUUGGAGAUGAGAGGGAUGGGGGAAGGGUGCUGGGGAGGGAACAGGAUGGGAGGAGUAGGAGUUGGUGUUCUUGGUGUGAGAGAGUUGUGUUGAGUCGGAGGGAUGUUGACGGAUUGGGAAAGAUUGAUGAUCGGGAUGAAUUGGGUAGGAGUCUUGGUACUGAAAGUGAUUUGAGUUCGAGCUCGAGUCUUUGGUGAUGGUGUUUGGUUUGGCAUUGGGUUAUGGAGUUUGGGCAUGGUAUGUUGGAUCGUUACUUAUCAUUUGACGUUUCUCGACCGUCUUCGAUCUCUACUGUAUCGGAGAUGGCAUGCUCUCAUGUGUGUAUCUCUUUGCAUAUGAGUCCGGACUGAUAGCUAAUUAUAGUCUGCUCGAGCAGUCACUGUGCUGAAGUCAUCAUUCACCUUGCUGCAAGGUUCCAUAAUCAUCUUUCACUAAGAUUUGGGUCUAGAGAAAGAGAGAAGACGAAGCC